AUGGAAAGAAAUCGUCCAUUCCAAAAUGCAUUGCAUUCCCUCAAAAUCAUUUCAUCCGUCCCUCGUGUUUUUUUUCAUUACAUUCCUUCUUCACCCUUCAUUAACAAUACCACAACCCACCACCGUUGUUACCACACACCACCACUACCACCACCAUCGUCAUCCGCCGUCGCCACCCACCUCCGCCGCCACCCGUCACCGUCGCUGCCACCACCUACCGCCGCCACCCACCUCCGUCCUCGCCACCGUUGUCGCCGCCACCCACCUUCGCCACUGCCACCUCCGAUCACUGCCGCCACCGCUAUCAACCGCCACCACCCACUUUCGUCGCUGCUACCACCUCCGACCACCCCUGCCACCACCAUCUCCACCGCCGCCACCUACCUCCACCGUCAUCCACCACCACCACCGAUGUCACCAACCGCCGUCGUCUCCACCCACCACCACCGCCAACCGUCGCCGCCGCUACAACUGACACCUAGCACCACGCCCCAUCAUCGCCCAUCACUGAUCAUCGCCAUCUGA
Helianthus annuus (common sunflower) is the source of this 525-nucleotide messenger RNA. Its product is annotated as extensin-like. The record is from RefSeq and is a predicted model, not a curated record. The transcript has a single exon. Bases 1 to 525 code for a protein of 174 amino acids. Lineage: Eukaryota; Viridiplantae; Streptophyta; Magnoliopsida; Asterales; Asteraceae.